Molecule: messenger RNA, 741 nt
Organism: Rotaria sp. Silwood2
Lineage: Eukaryota; Metazoa; Rotifera; Eurotatoria; Philodinida; Philodinidae
Source: the annotation of a GenBank genome assembly
AUGUGCUUUGACACAUAUGUUAUUGUAGGACCGCCAGUGUUUGUUACCAAACCGAGCACGCAACGAGUGAAACAAGGUGAAACAGCCUUGUUCAAGACACAAAUCGAUGGAUGGCCGACACCAAAAAUGAGUUGGCUUCUCAAUGGCAAACCACUGAUCACGAAGGAAGACAUUCAAGUGCAAUUCGAUGAUAAGACUGGUCAAGCGAACUUGACCAUUCAAAACGUCGAUCUAAAACAACAUGCAGGCUCAAUUAUUUGUCAUCUUGAGAACCUACAUGGGAAUCAAGAAGAAACUGUUCAACUCGAUAUUCUCGUUGCACCAAAAAUUGUUACACAGUUGCCCCAAGAACAAGAAACUGUGAAUGGACAAGAUGUCAUGUUGAGAGUAAUUGCACGAGGAUCACCACAACCACAUGUUCAAUGGACGUUCAAUAAUAAAUUCACUGUGGCGGAGAAUGCAUCAGUAAAUGAGGUAAAGAAUGAAUAUCAGCUGUUGAUCAAACAAGCAACAGUAGCACAAAAUGAAGGAAUAUAUCAAGUAGUGUUGAAGAACGAAGUUGGUGAAGUAUUGUCGACACCAUGUGCUGUUACAGUACUGGGACCAGUGAAAUUGACAAGAGUAAGACCAACAGCGGAUAUAAUUGACUUGAAAAUUGGUGAAAAAUUCGAGAUCACUGUGGACAUUGACGUGAAUGACAAGGAAAUAUUACUGGUAAGCUUGAAUGCAUUUCCUUACUAA